UAUCACACUCGCACCAAACUAUCCAAUCAGCGAGCUCGAGGUUGUGAGGCUCAGUGAAAACAAGAUGUCAGCGUCCAUGGGUAGCCCAUGGUGAAGGUUGUGUUGUUUAUAAAGGGAGGCGCUUUGAGACAUGCUGGGCUUGACGUUAAGAGAAGUUUCCUUGGCUCUCAGGGAAGGCAAAGUAAGCCCCACAGAGCUCUGUCAAAGAUGCCUGCACUUCAUUAGGAAAACAAAGUUUCUUAAUGCCUACGUAACUGUCACUGAAGAAAUUGCACUGAAGCAAGCUGAGCAAGCAGAGAAGAGGUUUCUAAAAGGUGAGACACUGGGGCCACUAGAUGGGAUUCCCAUUGCAGUGAAGGAUAACUUUUCUACAGCAAGCAUUCAAACAACAUGUGCUUCUCAAAUGUUAAAAGGCUAUAUCCCUCCAUUCAAUGCAACUGUAGUUCAGAAGUUGCUGGACCAAGGUGCUGUGCUUAUGGGAAAAACAAACCUAGAUGAAUUUGCAAUGGGUUCUGGCAGCACAGACACCAUCUUUGGACCAGUGCGCAAUCCCUGGGGUUAUUCCAGGCAGUACCAGGAAAGGUGUGCACAGAAUCCUGAAGACACCAAGGACAGCUCUGAUUGGUUGAUAACAGGUGGAAGCUCGGGGGGGAGCGCUGCUUCUGUUGCUUCGUUAACCUGUUUUGCGUCGUUGGGCUCAGACACAGGCGGGUCAACGAGGAACCCUGCUGCCUACUGUGGAGUUGUUGGCCUAAAACCUACUUACGGGCUCCUUUCUCGCCACGGACUCAUCCCCCUGGUGAACUCCAUGGACGUACCUGGCAUCCUGACCAGGAGUGUGCAUGAUGCAGCCACCGUUCUAGGGGUGCUAGGUGGUCAUGACCCAAAGGACUCCACCACAGUACCAGAGCCAUUCAAACCUUUCAGCCUGCCAGAUGAGAUAGAUGUCAGGAAUGUGUGUGUUGGUAUUCCAAGGGAGUACCAUGCUCCUGGCUUGUCCAAAGAAAUACUGGCCCAUUGGACCAAAGCUGCAGAGCUGUUUGAAAAGGCAGGUGCCAGAGUUGUUGAGGUGUCCCUUCCUCACACCCAGCACUCCAUUGUGUGUUAUCACGUCCUCUGCACAGCAGAGGUGGCAUCAAACAUGGCCCGCUUUGAUGGGCUGGAAUACGGCCAUCGCAGUACCAUAGACAGCUCAACCGAGGUCAUGUAUGCAUCAACCAGACACGAGGGGUUCAAUGAUGUCGUGAGAGGAAGAAUACUGUCUGGAAACUACUUCCUUUUAAAACAAAAUUAUGAUCGCUACUUUGUCAAAGCACAGAAGGUGAGACGCCUCAUUGCGAACGACUUCAUGAAGGUGUUCAGCUCUGGAGUGGAUGUGCUGCUAACACCCACCACCCUGAGCGAUGCUGCACGGUACUCCGAGUUUACCAAAGAAGACAACAGAACCCGCAGCGCCCAGGAAGACAUUUUUACACAGUGUGCAAACAUGGCAGGUCUCCCAGCUGUGACACUUCCUAUUGCAUUGUCAGAGAGAAACCUUCCCAUCAGCCUCCAGUUCAUUGGGCAGGGGUUUCGCGAGAAGAACCUCCUUACUGUUGCCAAAUGGUAUGAGCAGCAAGUGAAAUUCCCUCUGAUUGAGUUUCAGGAUGUAGCGGAUCAUGUUUCAGAAUUCCCUAAAACAACAAAGUCAGCAUCUGCUUUCUGAUACCUUCAGAAUUAUUUGUAAAUAAAAAAGUUUCUCCUUAAGUACCGUCAGACCUGCUGUAACCACAGCAACCUGUAAAUAAAGUUUGUUUUUGAUGCAAGCAAAUCAAA
Molecule: messenger RNA, 1815 nt
Organism: Acipenser ruthenus (sterlet)
Lineage: Eukaryota; Metazoa; Chordata; Actinopteri; Acipenseriformes; Acipenseridae
Gene: qrsl1
Product: glutaminyl-tRNA amidotransferase subunit QRSL1
Exons: 11
Coding region: 131-1705 (524 amino acids)
Biological process (GO): glutaminyl-tRNAGln biosynthesis via transamidation; mitochondrial translation
Cellular component (GO): mitochondrion; glutamyl-tRNA(Gln) amidotransferase complex
Molecular function (GO): glutaminyl-tRNA synthase (glutamine-hydrolyzing) activity
Source: RefSeq, a predicted model, not a curated record